This is a messenger RNA of Theobroma cacao (cacao), 339 nucleotides long. RefSeq lists its product as uncharacterized. The record is from RefSeq and is a predicted model, not a curated record. Lineage: Eukaryota; Viridiplantae; Streptophyta; Magnoliopsida; Malvales; Malvaceae.
AUGGCUACUUGUACCAAAUUGUUUGCUGCUGCUGUACCCAUUGUCAUCUUCUUUGCCAACUUGCAAACUGUAACCAACGAGCCUGCAAUUUCAGCUUCUCCAGCUGUUUUGCCAUAUGUCAAUGCACCCAACAUGUCUUCCUUUUUCCCUUCUCAAGCUCCCCCGCAGUGGCCUACAAGUUCAGCAGUUCCAACAGGUUCAGAAGCAUUUGCACCCAUACCGAGCUCGGGGGAGUUUGUGGGGAAGAGCUCCUGCAGUUCAGCUAAGUCUGAUGGUGCCAUUGUUAUUCUUCUGCAACUCUUCAUCCUGUUUGUAAUGAGAUCAGUCUCUACCGUUUAA